Mangifera indica (mango) is the source of this 3066-nucleotide messenger RNA. RefSeq lists its product as uncharacterized. The record is from RefSeq and is a predicted model, not a curated record. The coding region runs from base 262 to 2697 and encodes 811 amino acids. The transcript is spliced from 3 exons. Lineage: Eukaryota; Viridiplantae; Streptophyta; Magnoliopsida; Sapindales; Anacardiaceae.
UUAUAAAAAAAAAAGAAAAAAAAAACCUCUGUCUGUCUCUCUCUGUCUCUCUCCUUCAAGUCUUCAACGUCAACAACAUAAGCUAAACAAUUCCACAAGCACCUCGCACACUGAGACUCUUCCUCUUCAAAGCCUCUCAAUUCAAUUCAAUUUCCUCAGUUUUUGUUUGGUUGAUCACACUUAUGAAGAACAAAAAUCACUUUCAUGAGUGAUUUGUAAAAUCACAUCCAUACACGGCCUUGUUUUUGUUUUUAUAAAGUUAUGGCUUCAACAAACUCAACAGCUCCACCACCACCGCCUCCACAGCCGCCAGCGCCGCUACUGCCGGCAGUUGACCCGUCUUCUUCGACAAACGACGACGUCGCAGCGAAGGCCGUGAACAAGCGAUUCGAAGGUCUGAUGAUGGUGCGAACCAAGGCUAUAAAAGGGAAAGGAGCGUGGUACUGGGUUCACUUAGAACCCAUUCUUAUUAAGAACCCGGAUACUAAUCUCUCUAAAGCUGUCAAACUCAAGUGUUCGUUAUGUGACGCCGUUUUCUCCGCGUCAAACCCUUCAAGGACUGCCUCCGAACACCUUAAACGCGGCACCUGCCCCAAUUUCAGUGCCAUUUUGAGAAGCAACCAUUCUCUCUCUCCGUUACCGUUGUCUUCCUUGGCUUCGUCUUCUGUUGUUCAUGUUAAUAACAAUUCUAUGAACAGUCAUAAUAACAAUAUUAACAGAAAGCGAAGUAAGAACCAAACGGAAACAGGUAACUCUUCUCAUUAUCACCUACUUAGUAGCAGCAAUUCACUAGCGAUAGUUGAGUCAACUCGUGGUUGUAAUGAACUGAGUUAUUCUCCAAGUAAUGCUGGGCAGACUCAGCAACAUUUGGUUCUAUCUGGUGGAAAAGAAGACUUAGGAGCUUUAGCAAUGUUGGAAGAUAGUGUUAAGAAGCUAAAGAGUCCUAAAACUAGGCCUGGUCCUGUGCUAAGCAAGGACCAGAUUGAUUCAGCCGUUGAAUUAUUGGCUGAUUGGUUUUAUGAUUCAUGUGGUUCGGUUUCCUUUUCGAGUCUUGACCAUCCUAAGUUCAAGGCCUUUCUUAAUCAGGUGGGUUUGCCGUUAGUGUCCCGUAGGGAGGUUUUGGAGACUAGACUUGAUAGCAAGUUUGUUGAGGCUAAAACUGAGUCAGACGCUCGAAUUAGAGAGGCUAUGUUUUUUCAACUUUCUUCUGAUGGGUGGAAGAUUAAAAGCUGUGGUGGUGAAGAUAAUUUAGUCAAGUUUACUGUUAAUUUACCUAAUGGGACUAGUGUGUACCAGAAGGCUGUGAUUACUGGAGGAUUGGUUUCGUCUAAGUAUGCAGAAGAGAUUUUAUGGGAGACAGUGACCGGAAUAUGUGGGAGUGGUGUUCAGAGAUGUGUAGGGAUAGUUUCUGAUAAGUAUAAGGCUAAGGCAUUGAGGAAUUUAGAGAUUCAGAAUCAGUGGAUGGUUAAUCUGUCUUGUCAGCUUCAGGGUUUUGUUAGUUUAAUUAAGGAUUUUAGCAAAGAUCUUCCGCUUUUUAGGACUGUUACUGAGAAUUGCUUGAGGAUUGCGAAUUUUGUAAAUAAUAAAUCACAGAUUAGGAAUAGUUUACGGAAGCAGAAGAUGCUGGAGCUUGAGUAUGUUGGCUUGAUUCGAGUUCCUUCCAGCAAAUGUGAUUGUGAAAACAACUUUGUACCUGUUUUUGCAAUGUUGGAAGAUAUAUUAAAUUCUGCCGGUGUCCUUCAAAUGGUUGUGUUGGAUGAGUCGUUUAAGUUAAGUUGCAUGGAUGAUCCAGUUUCUAGGGAGGUUGUUGGGCUGAUUCAAAGUGAGGCGUUUUGGAAUGAACUGGAGGCUGUUUAUUCCCUUGUGAAGCUCAUUAAAGGAAUGACUCAAGAGAUUGAGGCUGACAGGCCUUUGAUUGGACAAUGCCUCCCUCUUUGGGAGGAGUUGAGAUCAAAAGUCAAGAAUUGGUGUGCCAAAUUUGGUAUUUCCGAAGGACCUGUUGAGAAAAUAGUUGAAAAAAGAUUUAGAAAAAACUAUCAUCCAGCAUGGUCAGCUGCCUUUAUUCUUGACCCUCUAUACUUGGUGCGGGACAAUAGUGGAAAAUACCUUCCCCCAUUCAAAUGCUUAAUGCAAGAGCAGGAAAAGGAUGUGGAUAAGCUCAUAACCCGUCUUGUCUCAAGGGAAGAAGCUCAUCUUGCAUUGAUGGAGCUCAUGAGAUGGAGAUCAGAAGGCCUAGACCCACUCUAUGCUCAGGCUGUCCAGGUUAAACAGAGAGAUCCUAUAACCGGAAAGAUGAAAAUUGCAAAUCCCCAGAGUAGUAGACUUGUCUGGGAAACAUGCCUUAGUGAGUACAAGUCAUUAGGGAAAGUUGCAGUGAGGUUAAUUUUCCAACAGGCAACCUCAUCUGGGUUUAAAUGUAAUUGGUCCUUUAUGAAGUGGGUUUGUGUGCAUAGACACUCACGAGUGGGCCUUGAGAGGGCUCAGAAGAUGAUAUUUGUUGCUGCUCAUGCCAAGCUUGAAAGACGGGAUUUCUCUAAUGAGGAAGAAAAGGAUGCAGAGCUCUUUGCUACAUCAGGCUAUGAGGAUGACAUGCUCAAUGAAGUCUUUGCUGAUGCAUCAUCCAUACAAUAUAAGGUCAUCUUCUACAAUCCGCUGGUAGAUGCCUUCCUGAUAAAUCACACUGCUUACAUUUUUUGAAAUGACCAGGGCUUGCCUGAACCGGUUGGGAAAAUGGCAAAUCAGACUUGGUUUUUGACGUGGGUCAACCUCGGAAGAAAUGAAGAGCAGAUCCUUGUUGCCGAAGCAGCACUUCUUGGUGUAUAUAACUCAGCUGAAUCACCUAAGGUGUCUGUUUCUAAAACGUGGAGCCCCACCAGUCGAAGUGGAUGUCCAUCUCAGUGCUUUAAUUGUCAUAGUCAAAGAAAAGUGAGGACAAGGGGGCCUUCUUUCCCAUCAUUUCAUUGCUUUUAAUAUUUAUCUAUUUGUUUAUUGUUUUGUGCUAGGCUUAUAGCACAUCAAAUCCAGUGACUUCUUUUUUCAGUAGUAAAUAAUUUUGACAUUUUGACA